AAAUGGCUCAGAGUUUCGAUUCUUGGUCGUCAGGAGGGUAUGAUUGGGGAAAUAGUGGUUUUGGCGAUAACACACAAUACCGCCAGGAUGAUCAGGGGUCUGAGCAUUACGGUGGCUAUAACAUCGAAAACACUCAAUCGUAUAAUUACUUCGAACCUGAACAACACUACGUCGAUAACAAUAAACAAAACCAAGGCUUCAUGAAUCCACAAAGUAAUUUCUACAAUAAUCAGUACUACACACCUGCUGAAGAUCCGAACUCACUAUAUGGACAAAUGGCUAUGAGUUCAAGCAGUUCACUUUCUACAGGGCGAAAAAGUGUGCUUUCAAAUUCAGCGUUUUCACCGAAUAAUUUUGACGAAGACGAGCCUCCAUUGCUUGAAGAAUUAGGCAUUAACUUCAGUCAUAUUCAACAGAAAACUCUUGCAGUUCUCCAUCCAACGAAAGCUGCUGAUCCAGCAGCAUGCCAAGACAACGAUCUGGCUGGGCCUUUGGUGUUUGCUCUGGCGUUUGGGGCCACAUUGCUCUUGGCUGGCAAAAUUCACUUCAAUUAUAUUUAUGGAAUCGGAGUUAUGGGAAGUCUGGGAAUGUAUAUGCUCCUAAAUCUGAUGUCGGUGGAUGGAUGUGGUUUCCUAGGAGUUGUCAGUGUGCUAGGAUACUGCCUCCUACCUAUGGUUGGACUGUCAUCAGUAGCUGUUUUCAUUUCUCUCAAGGGUUCAUUUGGCUUGAUAAUGAGCAUAUUAUGCGUCGGUUGGGCUAGUCUUGCAUCAAGUAAACUGUUCGUUUCGGCAUUGACAAUGAAUGGACAACAGAUGCUGGUUGCCUAUCCAUGCGCACUGGUUUAUGGAGUCUUCGCUUUAUUAACUGUAUUUUGACGUAUUUGUAAAUAAUUAAAUCACAUUUUGGGUGCUGCAAUGUAAGCUCGUUAAUAACUUCAAAAAUUAGUUUUAAAUUGAUGUUGGA
Molecule: messenger RNA, 963 nt
Organism: Symsagittifera roscoffensis
Lineage: Eukaryota; Metazoa; Xenacoelomorpha; Acoela; Convolutidae
Product: protein YIPF5-like
Exons: 1
Coding region: 3-875 (290 amino acids)
Biological process (GO): endoplasmic reticulum to Golgi vesicle-mediated transport; vesicle fusion with Golgi apparatus
Cellular component (GO): trans-Golgi network
Source: RefSeq, a predicted model, not a curated record